This is a messenger RNA of Corapipo altera (White-ruffed manakin), 4600 nucleotides long. It is a transcript of the gene MSH3, whose product is annotated as mutS homolog 3. Gene Ontology annotation, molecular function: ATP binding; ATP-dependent DNA damage sensor activity; mismatched DNA binding. The record is from RefSeq and is a predicted model, not a curated record. Gene Ontology annotation, biological process: somatic recombination of immunoglobulin gene segments; mismatch repair; mitotic recombination. Gene Ontology annotation, cellular component: nucleus. Bases 1068 to 4283 code for a protein of 1071 amino acids. NCBI's taxonomy places the organism in Eukaryota, Metazoa, Chordata, Aves, Passeriformes, Pipridae. The transcript is spliced from 24 exons.
CCAUCAGUCCACACCAAUAUCCCCAAGGGGUGUCAGAGGAUGGUCCCAGACUCUGUUCAGUGGUGCCCCAGCGACAGGACAAGGAGCAAUGACCAUAAAAUGAAACACAACAAGUUCUCCCUCAACAUGAGGCAGAACUUCUUUCCAUGGAGGUGGCAAAGCCCGGAAAAGCUGCCCAGGGAGGGUGUGGAGUCUCCCUGUCUGGAGACAUCCCAAACCCACUUGGACAUGUCCCUUUGUCCCCUGCUGCAGGUGACCCUCCCUGAGCAGGGGGUUGGGCUGCGUGAUCUCCAGAGGACCCUUCCAACCCCAACCAUUCUGUGAUCCAGGAUGUCCCAUUUUGCAGGAACUGGAGCUCAGCAAAGGUUUGAUGAGCUGGUCAGGGCCAGGGUGCUGGUCCAUGUCACUGGGGCUUUGCUCCCAUAUUGGAUCGCUGGCACAGGCUGUGCCUCCUGGUGUUGCAAAAUGUGGAAUAUGUAGAGAUUAUCUUAAAUCAGGAUGUUCUUUGAUGUUUGAUCUUUGUAUUGUUUCCUGAUCAACAAGGAAGGAGACCUGGUCAGUGGGACAGGCAGCAGCUGCAUCCCUUAGGGAAGGACAUCCUGGAACCAACAAGCAUUCAGGGUGAAAUAAAGAUAUUGAUGUGUGCCUAUGUACACAUUGCUAAUUGGCAAAAUGCUCAAGGUCUGCGUAUCCUGUGGCUGAACUGUGUUCAUUAUAAUACUAAAACCCACAUCUACAGGCCAAAAAAGACUCAGCCCAAGUGCAGACCCUUCCCCUGAGCACAUGUAGAAGUUGGCUGGCGUUGUGUAACUUAUAUGCAAAUGACUAAUCGAUCCUGAUAGAGGGGCUGUGCUUGGGAAGUUACUAAUUCUGGAUUUCUAUGUAUAAAUGAUGGCACAGAAAGUCCAGUUGUUGUGCUGGAUUUGUGGAACACACUGCUAACCCGUGGCCUGUGAAGUUCUGAAAUAAAUAUUCAGUGUCUCUCAGGUGUGUAAUUAUUGGCUUGUUGCACACCAGAUGACAAAUCAGAUUUUGUGGACAACUCUGGCAGGUAGCAGGCUGAGCUCAUGGCCCAGGUGAUGGAGCUCAGGCAACUCCAGGCUUCUGAAUGUGGCACAAAAAGGAGCACAUCAACUGAAGGCAAUGAACCUUGUGAAAAGAAGCCCAAGGCACAACAAAUCACUCUAGAAGAUAUCUGUAACCCACUGAAGACUCAGGAUAAAAAAGAACCUCAGAAGCAUGAAAAGCCCUGUAUAUGUUUGCAAACUCUAGACAGACUGAGAGAAUUCAGCAGUGAUUCAGACCAGCGGUGUACCAGAAUCCAGGAUGGUUUUCAGGAGAAAGAGUCCGAGAGUUUGAAAAAAUGUCCCAGUAUUACUGGGAGAAGUUCAGAAUUGAAGAUCCCUCUUCCGUCUUGGGACACUGACCCAAAGGUUGCUCAGAAGGAGGAGGUACGAUGUGAUCUUAGUCAGUUUUCUGCAUCUCUUAAGUCCUAUGAAAAUACUCAGAAUGCUUUGGAUACAAAUCUUAAUAAAAGAACCAAAAGCAUUUACACUCCAUUAGAACUUCAGUUCAUAGAAAUGAAGAAACAGUAUAAAGAUGCUGUUUUGUGUGUGGAAUGUGGAUACAAAUACCGCUUCUUUGGAGAAGAUGCAGAGAUUGCAGCUAGAGAACUGAACAUCUAUUGCCACCUGGAUCACAACUUCAUGACUGCCAGUAUUCCGAGCCACCGGCUGUUCGUCCACGUGCGGCGCCUUGUGGCAAAGGGACAUAAGGUUGGAGUAAUAAAACAAAUGGAAACUGCAGCGCUGAAAGCUGCUGGAGAAAACAAAAGCUCUCUCUUCAGCCGUAAGCUGACUGCUCUCUACACUAAGUCUACACUUAUUGGAGAAGAUGUGAACCCUUUGCUGAAGCUGGAUGAUUCUGUAGAUGUUGAAGAGGUAACAAGAGAUGUCCCUGAUAACUACCUCCUCUGUUGCUGUGAAAAUGGAGAAAACCUAAGGGGCAGGAAGACAGGUGACAUUGUUAUAGGCAUUAUGGUGAUCCAACCAACUACUGGAGAAGUAAUUUUUGACUGUUUUCGGGACUCAGCGUCUCGCUCAGAAUUGGAGAGUCGAGUUUUGCGCCUGCAGCCAGUUGAAAUAAUUCUUCCAUCCAGGUUGUCAGAUCAAUCUGAAAAGCUCAUCAGCAGUAUAACCUCCAGGAGGUUACAGGAUGACAGAAUUAGGAUAGAAAGGAUGCAAAAUGUCAAUUUUGAAUACAGCCAUGCUUUCCAGCUGAUUACUGACUUCUAUGCAAAAGAAGUGCCUGGUACCACAGGUCCUCAAAAACUAUCUGUAAUACUAAGCUUGGAUAAGCCUGUUAUUUGCUCUCUGGCAGCAGUAAUUGCAUACCUCAAAGAAUUUAAUUUGGAAAGGAUGCUUUAUGAUCCAAGAAAUUUUAAACAGUUGUCCAGUGAAACUGAAUACAUGACAAUUAAUGGGACAACAAUGAAAAAUCUUGAAAUUUUGCAGAAUCAGAUGGACAUGAAAACAAAAGGAAGUCUACUCUGGGUCUUGAAUCAUACUAAAACUUCCUUUGGACGUCGAAGACUGAAGAAAUGGGUGACUCAGCCUCUCAUGAAAUCCAGUGAAAUAAAUGCCCGGCUUGAUGCUGUGUCUGAAAUUCUGCUGUCAGAAUCCAGCGUGUUUGGUCAGAUUCAAAAUCUUCUUUGUAAGCUGCCAGAUUUAGAGAGAGGCCUCUGCAGUGUUUUUCACAAAAAGUGCUCAACACAAGAGUUCUUCCUGAUUGUCAGCACCCUGUCUCGCCUGCACUUGGAAAUCCAAGCUCUUGUCCCAGUGCUGCAUUCCCAUGUGAAAUCUCCGCUAUUAAAAAGUGCACUGUUGGAAGUCCCGGAGCUUCUCUCUCCAGUAAAACAUUAUUUAAAGAUCCUUAAUGAAGAAGCAGCCAAGACUGGAGAUAAAACCCAGUUGUUCAAGGACCUUACAGACUUCCCUGUCAUCAGAAAGAAAAAGGAGGACAUCCAGGGUGUGCUUUCUAAAAUCCAAUUGCAUCUGCCAGACAUUCGUAAACAGAUUAAGAAUCCUUCUGCUGAGUAUGUUACAGUUUCAGGUCAAGAGUUUCUGAUAGAAGUCAAGAAUUCCCAUAAAUCAUCUGUGCCAUCUGACUGGGUUAUGAUUAGUAGCACAAAAGCUGUGAGCCGCUUCCACUCUCCUUUUAUCAUAGAAAAUUACAGGCAUCUGAAUCAGCUCCAGGAGAAGCUCAUCCUUGACUGCAGCGCUGAGUGGCUGAACUUCUUAGACCAUUUCAGUGAACAUUAUCACUCUGUGUCUAAAGCCAUUGGUCACCUAGCAACUGUUGACUGCCUGUUCUCUCUUGCCCUGGUGGCUAAACAAGGAGACUAUUGCAGACCAGUUGUGCAAGAUAAUCGGCAAGAAAUAAUUAUAAAAAAUGGGAGGCACCCUGUGAUUGAUGUACUCCUGGGAGAACAGGAUCAGUAUGUUCCAAAUACCACUAACCUUUCUGGAGAUGGUGAAAGGGUCAUGAUAAUAACUGGGCCUAACAUGGGAGGAAAGAGUUCCUACAUAAAGCAAGUGGCCUUGAUCACAGUCAUGGCACAGGUUGGUUCUUAUGUUCCUGCAGAGGAAGCGACAAUUGGAAUCGUGGAUGGUAUUUUUACCAGAAUGGGUGCAGCAGACAAUAUCUACAAAGGCCGAAGUACCUUCAUGGAAGAACUGACAGAUACUGCCGAGAUUAUAAGAAAAGCCACGCCAAGAUCCCUGGUGAUCCUGGAUGAGUUGGGCAGAGGGACAAGCACACACGAUGGAAUUGCCAUUGCUUAUGCUACACUUGAACACUUUAUUAGAGAUGUGGAGUCCCUGACCCUGUUUGUCACUCACUAUCCCUCGGUUUGUGAGCUGGAGAAACUGUAUCCAGACAAAGUUGGUAAUUACCACAUGGCUUUCCUGGUGAAUGAGGAGGAAACUGGUGAACAAAAAGGAUCUGAAGUUGAAGAGAAUCCUGAAUUUAUCACUUUUCUUUAUCAAAUAAUUAAAGGAAUCUCAGCAAGGAGUUAUGGGCUAAAUGUUGCCAAACUGGCAGAUAUUCCUGAAGAAAUCUUGAAGAAGGCAGCUCACAAAUCAAAGGAGUUGGAGAAAAUAGUGAAUAUGAAAAGAAAGAAAAUGAAGUGUUUUGCUGAAGCGUGGAAGAUAAAUGAUUCUCAGGAACUGCAGAAGUGGAAAAGUAUGUGUGAACCUGAAGAUGAAAGAAAGGACAGCUUUUAAUCCUCAGAUCAUGGUUAAAGAUGGAAGAUAUUGGAGGUGCAAAAUAUAGGUCUGGAGAGUAAUGGAUUCUAUCAGGGUGUAGUUCUGGUGCACUAAGUUGACUUUUUUGCCUUCUGAGAGAUAAGAGAUGCUGCAUUGUGUGUAAUUUUUCUCUCUCCACAUUCCUUCCAUUUUCACCCUUCUUCUUAAUUGCAAGAUGUCUACUGGCAUUGGAUCUAAUACAUUUAGAAAAUAUGAAAAAAAAUACUGAUAAAUUAUUAGGUAAAUAUUUUAUAAAUAAAAUAAUGUGUUUCAUCUUUAUUGUACUUCAAUUUCUA